AUGAGUUCUCCGCUCAGAGAUAACCCUAUGUCGGGCAACAGAGGGGCAGCCUCGCGCGGUGGUCGCAAGCGCUCGCGCACCGGUGGCGAUGAUGCUACUUCCUCUGUUGGCCCUGGCUCCAGCCCCAUGCCAUCGUCUCCCCCUGCGCCGUUUAGCAUCGCUCACGGUGUCGAGGAUGACGACGACAUUGAAGAAGAAAACGAGAUUCAAGACGACAUUGACGACCUCGAUGAGAUGGCCGACGACGAUGUCGAUCUAUUCCGCGAAGGAUACGAGGCCGACUACAGAGAUAGAGAAGGUGAUCAGUACGAAACUGUUGAUCUUGAUGAUGAGGGCGACUACGACGACAUGGACCUCGGUGCCCGACGCCGCCUCGAGGCACAGCUGAGCAGACGUGAUCGCGAGGUUGCUCGCAGACAGCGCAUCCCUGCUGCCUUCCUUCCUGGCGAUGAUGACGAUGGCGAUAUUGAUCUCACUGCUCAGCCUCGCCGCAGACGCCAUCACUACGACGAGGACCCCGACGAGGCCAUGGACACCGACAUUAUGGAAGAGGAGCUUUCCCUCGAGGCUCUCGGCGACGUCAAGGCCGCAAACCUGACGGAAUGGGUAUCACAAGCUCACGUUCAGCGUACGAUACGACGCGAAUUCAAAGCUUUCCUCACCUCCUACACAGAUGCAUCUGGCUCCUCAGUUUACGGUAAUCGCAUUCGAACUCUCGGUGAGAUCAAUGCCGAGUCGCUGGAAGUUUCGUACGAACACCUCUCCGAGAGCAAGGCUAUUCUUGCAUACUUCUUGGCAAACGCUCCGUCCGAGAUGCUCCAGCUCUUUGACGAGGUUGCCAUGGACGUCGUUCUCCUGCAUUACCCCGACUACGCGCGCAUCCACUCGGAGAUUCACGUACGCAUCUUUGAACUGCCUGUUCACUAUACCCUGCGUCAGCUCCGUCAAUCUCAUCUUAACUGCCUUGUCCGCGUCAGUGGUGUCGUUACUCGCCGCUCUGGCGUCUUCCCACAGCUGAAAUACGUCAAGUUUGACUGCACAAAGUGCGGCAUUACCCUUGGACCGUUCCAGCAAGAAUCCAACGUCGAAGUCAAGAUUUCAUACUGUCAAAACUGCCAGUCGCGAGGGCCAUUUACGCUCAACUCGGAGAAGACUGUCUACCGCAAUUACCAGAAGCUGACUCUCCAGGAAUCCCCUGGUACUGUCCCUGCCGGUCGCUUGCCCCGUCAGCGAGAAGUUAUUCUUCUGUGGGACCUGAUUGACAAGGCGAAGCCUGGCGAGGAGAUUGAGGUUACAGGCAUCUACCGCAACAACUACGAUGCUCAACUCAACAACAGAAACGGUUUCCCGGUGUUCGCUACAAUUUUGGAAGCAAACAAUGUCGUCAAGUCGCAUGAUCAACUGGCCGGCUUCCGUCUCACCGAAGAAGACGAGCAAGCUAUCCGCAAGCUCUCCCGCGACCCCAACAUUGUAGACAAGAUUGUCAACUCCAUUGCACCCAGCAUCUACGGCCACACCGACGUGAAAACGGCAGUUGCUUUGUCACUCUUUGGCGGUGUUGCCAAGACUACCAAGGGCGCGCAUCACAUUCGAGGUGACAUCAACGUCCUUCUUCUUGGUGAUCCCGGUACUGCAAAAUCUCAGGUCCUCAAGUAUGCUGAGAAGACUGCACACCGAGCUGUGUUUGCUACCGGUCAGGGAGCCAGUGCUGUCGGUUUGACAGCAAGUGUGCGCCGCGACCCGCUGACGAGCGAAUGGACUCUGGAGGGCGGUGCGCUCGUGCUCGCUGAUCGCGGCACGUGUCUCAUUGACGAGUUUGACAAGAUGAAUGACCAGGAUCGCACGUCUAUCCACGAAGCCAUGGAGCAGCAGACAAUCUCCAUCUCCAAGGCCGGUAUCGUCACGACCCUCCAAGCUCGCUGCGGUAUCAUUGCUGCGGCCAACCCUAUUGGCGGGCGCUACAACUCGACGAUCCCCUUCUCCUCCAACGUGCAGCUUACAGAGCCCAUUUUGUCCCGUUUCGACGUCCUCUGCGUCGUGCGCGACACUGUGGAGCCCGAGGAAGACGAGCGCCUGGCACGGUUCAUCGUGGGCUCGCACAGCCGCAGCCACCCUCUCGCCGAGGACUCGACGCAGGACACGCGCGCGGCGGCCAGCGACGUGCAGGAAGAGGCAGACCGGGUCCGCAGAGACAAUGAGAUCCCGCAGGAGUUGCUGCGCAAGUAUAUUCUGUACGCGCGCGAGCGCUGCAGCCCCAAGCUGUACCACAUGGACGAGGACAAGGUCGCACGUCUCUUUGCCGAUAUGCGACGAGAGUCGCUGGCGACUGGCGCCUACCCCAUCACUGUUCGUCAUCUGGAGGCCAUUAUCCGCACCAGCGAGGCGUUUUGCCGCAUGCGCCUCUCAGAGUACUGCUCCGCGCAGGACAUUGACCGCGCCAUUGCGGUCACUGUAGAGAGUUUCGUGGGCAGCCAAAAGGUCAGCUGCAAGAAGGCCUUGGCUCGCGCCUUUGCCAAGUACACGCUGGCUCGUCCCAACUCCCAGAAGAGGGGCGGCAACUCACAACGCCGACCUGCUGCCGUCAUGGCGUAG
Molecule: messenger RNA, 2592 nt
Organism: Akanthomyces muscarius
Lineage: Eukaryota; Fungi; Ascomycota; Sordariomycetes; Hypocreales; Cordycipitaceae
Exons: 2
Coding region: 1-2592 (863 amino acids)
Biological process (GO): DNA replication; double-strand break repair via break-induced replication; mitotic DNA replication initiation
Cellular component (GO): MCM complex; nucleus
Molecular function (GO): ATP binding; single-stranded DNA helicase activity; 3'-5' DNA helicase activity
Source: RefSeq, a predicted model, not a curated record